Molecule: messenger RNA, 1599 nt
Organism: Dendrobium catenatum
Lineage: Eukaryota; Viridiplantae; Streptophyta; Magnoliopsida; Asparagales; Orchidaceae
Exons: 1
Coding region: 654-1151 (165 amino acids)
Source: RefSeq, a predicted model, not a curated record
UCACAAGACCCACCGUUGCUUAGCUUGGUUGGUGGGUGAGUACAAUUGUAAACCCCCAACCCGUGCUCGAUUCCCCUCGAGGGGCGUUGACUUUUAAGUGGGGCCCAAUCAAGUGCAUACUAGAAAGUUUCUGGGGUGAAUGUCUCUUCUAGAUCAGCCGAUGAUUAAUCAUGCCACUAAGCAUCUUUUCAGAGGUGACAAUCGGUGGAUAACCAGUUCCAAAAAAAAAUCAUCACAAGAAGUCCACGAAAAAUUAAGUCAAAAUAUUAUAAUAUAAGUCUUUUAAGGGCCUCUAUGUUAUUUUGACCAAAUCCCAAGAAAUUUUGAACAAUUAUUUCAUUUUGAUAAUCAUUAAAAAGAGCUAACUCUAACACAAAUAAUACCUUGUUUGAUUUUCAGACCAAAAGUUUCAGAUCCAACUCCUGAAGCAAGCAAGCAACGUUACUUAUAACGCCAAGCUACCUCUCAUUCCCUCUAAACAUGCUGGAUUAAGUCCCACGCAAGCAUCAGAAUCAAACCAAAACUCUCUAACUCUAUAUUCUUGCCAGUUUCCCCCUUCUUCAACUUCAAGAUUACUACACAUAUAAAUACCAAUACUUAUAACGUUUCAAAACAUCAAAAACUAAUUACCUACCAAACUUUCCCUGGUUCCCAUGUCUUCUCCGGCAGCUAAAGAACAAAGCUACCAGCGGCUCAACCAUGAACUCCGCGACGUGAUCUCCAUCCUCACUGGACUCGGACAACCCGACAAUGUCGGUGCUGAUGAUGCCAUGGGGAUCAUCACACUCGCUGGGUCGAACAUAGGAGCAAUGAUGAAGAUGGAAGGUCCUGGAGCUUCCAUCGAUCACACCACUGCUGCCGUGAACCCCAAUGGCGGCGAGGGAACCGAGGCAUUUGCCAAUAGUAAUUAUCAAAGCAUUAACAACGCCAUUGUGAUUGGCGGUAGCUGCGGCGCUGAGGACCCCGGCGUUCAUCUCCUCAUCCAGGAUUAUGUGGAAGGAGAUGAUGAAGGAGUUGAAGAAUAUCAUGAGACAAAGAGCAAGGAAAAGAAGAAAGAUAAGGAGAAAAAGGAGAAGAAGAAGAAAGAGAAACCAGAAAAUGAGAAGCAGAGUGCUGAGGGUGAAGAUGUGAAUAGGAAUGAUGAUGAAUGAGGAUGCAGAAGUGGUGUUAUGUACGGUUUGUUUGGUCUGUUGUGGUGAUCUUAACAUGCUAUUUUAUUUUUAUCAAUGAAAGAGGAAUAAGAGUGAAUGCUUAAAGGUGUUGGAAAUCUGAAUGUCUCGUAGGCUACAUAUUUUGUUUAGCAUGCCGACAUAAUUGUCACAUUCCUUCGGAUUUCUAGGUCAUGGCGAUUAGAGUUAUAUGGAAGCUAUAUUUACAGUACUAAAAUUCUCACAGAAAUUGCUACAUUUCUCAAAGUUUUAAUUAGCAAAAAAUAUUGAUGUACAGUUUUCAUCUGAGAAGUUCAUUAACAUAAUUUUGAUGGCUAUUAUAGUAAUAAUUUUUUAUUAAUAUGCUAAUAAUUUUUAUUAAUGUUGUAUUUUGGAACAUUCGUGGCAUAGAGAUAUAAAGAAUUUAAUGUCUUAGAUUUGAAUGAGGAUC